GGUGAGUUUAUUGUGUUCUGUGUGGUAUGGUGUGAAACGGGACUUUUUUUUUUUCGUCACACUUCUCUCGUCCCCAUUUGCAAUUUUUGCGCAGUGCUCGCCAUUACACACUAUUUUUGGACAACUUUUCCAUCGUACUUUCUUGCUGUUUUAUCCCAAUUUUCACAGUGAAAACAGCUUGCAAUGUGUGCCCCCGUUUUCACGGAUUACUCUUAUGAUGGAUUUUGAGUGAGGACUGAGAGAAAUUGCUGCUCAAACUUAACACGCUUUUCAAAAGCGUUUAGGUAUCUUACCUUCAACAUCGCCACGCAGAGUUUUGAGAGAGUGAUUUUUAUUUAGUUAUUUUUUCUUCUUAAGUUUUUCUUCUUUUCCUUUUUUCACUUUUUCUUCUUCAUUGUGUAAGUGGAGUUUGUGGGAGAGAGGCAAGAGAUAAAAAAAAGAAAAUUGUGCUUUAAAGUGAAACGGUGAAGAGAAAAAAAAACAAGUGAGACAGCAGCAGGAUAUAAACCAUCAUCUUUUGGAUUUUUCAUUCUUUGCCGCACAGUGUGCGCUUUUUUCUUCACUUCACUGUCCAACGAAAUAAAUACGACGGAAUAAUCUACAAAGUGAACAUCAAGUUUUCCACCCACCAGUCAAGAUGGGAGAUGUCGAUCCAGAGACGCUCCUGGAAUGGCUAUCCAUGGGGCAGGGAGAUGAACGUGAUAUGCAAUUGAUUGCACUUGAGCAGCUAUGUAUGCUGCUCUUGAUGUCAGACAAUGUUGACAGAUGCUUUGAGAGUUGUCCACCGCGAACCUUUCUCCCGGCACUCUGUAAAAUAUUCCUUGAUGAAUUAGCACCGGAAAAUGUGCUGGAAGUGACGGCACGUGCCAUCACCUACUAUCUUGAUGUCUCAGCAGAGUGCACGAGGCGUAUUGUCGCCAUUGAAGGAGCCAUCAAGGCGAUUUGCAAUCGUCUUGUUGUGGCCGAUUUGACGAGUCGUACAUCGCGUGAUUUGGCGGAGCAAUGUAUAAAAGUGCUCGAACUGAUUUGCACCCGUGAAGCUGGGGCUGUCUUCGAGGGUGGUGGCCUCAACUGUGUCCUCUCGUUCAUUCGAGAUUGUGGAUCGCAGGUGCACAAAGAUACCCUUCACUCUGCCAUGGCAGUUGUGUCGCGUUUAUGCACAAAAGUCGAACCACUCAGUCCGACCAUUCAAACGUGCGUUGAGAGUCUGAGUACGCUGCUACAGCACGAGGAUCCCCUUGUUGCCGAUGGGGCGCUAAAGUGUUUCGCCUCAGUGGCGGAUCGUUUUACACGCAAGGGUGUAGAUCCAGCACCACUUGCUGAAUACGGGCUCGUCUCGGAGCUCCUCAAUCGACUGAGUAACGCUGCAGGACCCGUAGCGUCGACAUCCACCUCAGGACAGACCCUCCAAGAGGGGGGACAUGCUUCUGCUGUUCCAAAAUCUCAGGCAGCAGACACAACACGUUCGAGUCAAUCUAUUUCAACGACGAUCUCACUACUUUCUACCCUCUGCAGGGGGUCACCAACUAUCACUCAUGAUUUGCUACGUUCGAAGCUGCCAGAGGCAAUUGAACGGGCACUUAAGGGUGAUGAACGAUGUGUGCUGGAUUGCAUGCGUCUGGCAGAUUUGUUGCUGUUGCUCCUUUUCGAGGGACGCCAGGCACUAAAUCGUGUGGGAUGUGCCCAGGGGCAGUUGGUACCGCGCGUUCGCAGGGCGGACUCAAGCGCAGAAAGGACACACAGGCAGCUAAUUGACUGCAUUCGAAGUAAAGAUACAGAGGCACUACUGGAAGCUAUUGAAUCAUGUGGGAUUGAUGUCAACUGCAUGGAUGACGUGGGUCAAACUCUACUUAAUUGGGCGUCUGCAUUUGGGACGCUCGAAAUGGUGGAGUAUUUGUGUGAGAAGGGAGCGGAUGUAAACAAAGGACAGCGGAGCUCAUCAUUGCACUAUGCUGCAUGUUUUGGGCGCCCAGGGAUUGCAAAGGUGCUCCUAAAGUAUGGUGCCAAUCCGGAUUUGAGGGAUGAAGAUGGAAAGACACCGCUUGAUAAGGCACGUGAGCGUCUCGAUGAGGGACACAGGGAGGUGACGUCAAUACUGCAGUCGCCUGGUGACUGGAUGUCGGCCAUACGACCAGAUGCCAAAUUGGAUGGGGAUGAGUCAAAUGAGCCACGUGGUGAUCCCGAAAUGGCACCAAUCUAUCUCAAAUUCUUUCUACCGGUCUUCUGUAAAACUUUCCAGAGCACAAUGUUGGCGAGUGUGCGGAAAUCAAGUUUAGGACUCAUUAAGAAGAUGGUCCAAUAUACCCAACCUGAAUUGCUCUCAACACUCUGCUCGACACAGAAUGACCAAAAUUUGGGUACAUUGCUGGUGGAGGUGGUUGCCAGUGUGUUGGAUAAUGAGAUAAGCUACAGUUGGCCCACAUUAAAUUUUCAACAUCCCCUUCGUAAGGGAAAAGUUGGCACAUUAGUGAACAACCUAAAACAGCAUCAGCACUAUCACCUCUAUAUUAUUCCACCACAGCCACCAUCGAAUAAUCAAGUGGCGGACGAUGAGGAUGGACAUUUGGUGGUUUUGACAAUAAUUGAGGAAUUAAUGUCAAAGACUCACGAUGAAUUUCUCGAUCAUUUUGCACGUUUGGGUGUAUUCUCAAAGGUGCAAGCACUCAUGGGUCCAUCGGCUAUUGGGAGUGAAGGUGCUGAAACGGAUGUGAUAAAGUCCCAAGAGGAGGGAGCCGCAUCGACGAGCCGGCAGCAAAAGGUGGGCAAUACAUCGGGUGCAGUGGAAUUAAGUAGUGACAAUGUGCUGGAGGAUGCCAAAGAAAUUCUACCGGGAAAGGCGUACCACUGGAGAGAUUGGAGUAUCUGCCGUGGACGUGAUUGCCUAUACGUGUGGUCAGAUUCAGCUGCCUUGGAGCUAUCAAAUGGCUCCAAUGGAUGGUUCCGAUUUAUCUUGGAUGGGAAAUUGGCUACAAUGUAUUCCAGUGGGAGUCCCGAAAAUGGAAGUGAUAGCUCAGGCAAAAAAGACUUCGUGGAUUCUAUUUCUAGCGAAGAGAAUCGUGGAGAAUUUUUGGAGAAAUUGCAGAGAGCUCGCGCUGCUGUCCGGCAAGGAUCGAUAUCGCAACCAAUUUUAUCCACAUCGACGUCUGCACGGCUAAUGGUGGGGAAUUGGGUGUUGCAAAAUCAAAAGGACAAUCAACUGCAUAUCCACAAUUCUGAAGGCCAUCAAGUGACGAUUUUGCAAGAUGACCUACCUGGGUUUGUCUUUGAGAGCAAUCGCGGUACGAAGCAUACAUUUACAGCUGAAACAACCCUCGGUCCGGACUUUGCAUCUGGAUGGUCGAGUAGUAGGAAGAAGAAGAUGCGUUCCAAGGCUGAGGCGCAAAAGUGCCAGGUGAAGAAUAUGGCACGUGACAUCUACAAUCGUCACUUCAAGGCCGCACAAGCAGUACCGCGUGGUGCUGUGGCCACGUUGGCGGUGAUUGUGCGCGAAAUUGAGACAGCUCUCGAGGAGCAAUAUUCACUAACAUUGGCACGACAGGCUGUGGUGGAUGGUGGUAGUGUGGCAGCUGAGGGUGGUUGUUGCGAGAAGAUUACAUGGCAGGAGAGACUCAGAUCGGCACUCAACAAUCUCGCCACACUUCUUCACGUGGAUGGUGUUGUGAGUGCAUACGAAAUGCACAGUUCGGGACUUGUGCAGGCACUUGUGGCAUUGCUAUCGAAGAAUUACUGGGAAUCUGGACUCACGCGGAAUAAGGCGAAUAAGUUACAAAAGCAGCGAAUUGCCAUAUUCAAUCAAUGCAUCCAAGUGGGAUCAAACAAUGAGACAAUUGAUGGGGCAAAGGGGAAGAGUACAGCAAGUAUCCUUGUAGGUAAAUUAGUGGCAGUCCUGGAGAGUAUUGAGAAACUUCCGGUGUACCUCUAUGAGUCACCUGGUACGGGGUAUGGGUUGCAAAUUCUCACCAAACGACUACGUUUUCGUCUCGAGAGAGCAUCGUGUGAAACAACACUAUUUGAUCGUACGGGGAGGCAUUUGAAGAUGGAACCACUCGCCACUGUGGGUCAAUUGGCCAAGUAUUUGCUAAAGAUGGUGGCAAAGCAGUGGUACGACAUGGAUAGAUCAACUUAUUUCUACCUAAAGAAGCUCAAGGAGUGCGGAAAGCAAAUUGUCUUCAAGCAUCAAUAUGAUUUCGAUGAGAAUGGACUGAUUUAUUUUAUUGGCACAAAUGGAAAGACUACCGAGUGGGUAAAUCCAGCGCAAUAUGGCCUUGUUACAGUUACAAGUUCCGAAGGGAAGCAGCUUCCUUAUGGAAAACUGGAGGAUAUUCUCUCGCGGGAUAGCAUUUCAAUAAAUUGCCACACAAAGGAUAACAAGAAAGCGUGGUUUGCCAUUGAUCUGGGGCUCUUCCUAAUCCCAACGGCCUACACACUACGCCAUGCAAGAGGCUAUGGACGAUCAGCACUGAGGAAUUGGAUGUUCCAAAUGUCAAAGGAUGGUCUCACAUGGCAGACCCUGUAUACGCAUAGCGAUGAUAAAAGUCUCGUUGAACCUGGUAGUACGUGCACGUGGACAAUUGAAUGCUCCCCAGAUGAGACAAUUGGUUUCCGGCAUGUGCGUAUCCAGCAGAAUGGGCGCAAUGCUUCGGGGCAGACACACUACCUCAGUCUUUCGGGUUUUGAAAUCUAUGGACGUGUGGUGUCAGUAUGUGAGGAUUUGGGGAAGACAGCUGCUAAGGAGAUUGAAGCGAAGAUUCGUCGUGAGAGACGUCAGAUACGGGCACAGUUGAAGCACAUCACAUCCGGUGCAAGAGUAGUGCGUGGUGUUGAUUGGCGCUGGGAUGAUCAAGAUGGGCAUCCACCGUGUGAGGGUACAGUCACGGGGGAGAUUCACAAUGGAUGGAUUGAUGUAAAGUGGGAUCAUGGUGUGAGGAAUUCCUACAGAAUGGGCGCCGAAGGGAAGUACGAUCUUAAACUGGCUAAUUGUGAUAGUCUACUGAUGGAACCCGGCAACUCCCUUAUCCCAUUGUCAACGAAAAGGUCCACAGAUAAGACUAGUGUGCUUACAAGUAGAAAAUCCAGCUCAACCCCAAGUCUCCCUGAGGCUACAACAGAUAGUAGGGGUUCUGUUGCAUCCACAGAUCAAGCUUCAUCUGCGGACAAUUUGACAUGGAAGCAAGCUGUUGAGGCAAUUGCUGAGAAUGUUUUAUCAUCAGCUAAGAGUGACAUUGUCAAUCCGGGUGAGAUUCAUCCCAAUCAAACAGAGGUGUCUGUUGUUGUGCACACCCUUCGGGAUCAUCAUCCAGAUUUGUCUGCAAUUAACAAUUCAACACAGACAAUUGCAUCGGAUUUGGCUACAAUAACGGAGAAUCUGACACUUGGGACUCCGGAACCUGCAUCCAGUAGCACGGGAAAUCCUUGUUUUGUACGCCAACAGAGCUAUCCUGAAGACAGUAAGAUUCUCAACGAAGCCAAUAACAAGAUAAAUGCGAGCAAUUCAACAAACAGCAUUGCUUCCAAGGGACUCCUGAGUACCCUACGUUCACAGUCGGGUGGUGUAACAAAGAUGACAACAACAGUUAGUCAGGGAGUCGAUACGUUCCGCAACAAUGCCAGCAAUAUUCUCUCUUCGGACAUUCUAUCCAUUUCAACGGCAAACAUGCUAACACCUGCUGUAAGGAUGACGCUACAAAAGUCAACGAUUGCCAAUACAACAACAACACCAAGUAGUGAGAAAAUUCAAGCAACAGCUGAAGAGCAGAAUUUCAAGAUGAGGAAACCUCUGCACAGAGUAGAGAAGCUCCUGCAGAUUCAGCAACAACCUGAAGAUAUCUACUUACCACUACCACCGUCUGUGGCCAAGGAACGCGAUACAACGAACAAUUUGAAGAAUAAUCUUGUAGCUACGUCUGUUGUAACCCAAGGAACAGCUACAGCCACUGAGACACUCGCCCAAGCUGGUGCACCAUCUUCAACGAGUACUAGUGCUGAUGCCGUAGUCGUAGCAAAUCCCAUGAGUGUAUCUGUACCCAAUUUAACGACGUCCACCAAUGAAGUGACUAAUCCCAUUGAACCAGCAACACCACAUGGGCUCCUUGAGACAUUUGCCGCCAUGGCAAGACGCAGAACAUCCCAGGGUAAUGGUGGUGGUGGAGCUUUCCAGGCAAACAAUCAAGCAAUGAAUACGGCAAAUAGUACCAACAAUCAGAGUACAUCAGGAUUCUUCCCGCGUGGUCCAAAUUCUGUUACUAGUCUCGUGAAGUUGGCACUAUCAAGUAAUUUCCACACUGGUCUCCUCAGCACGGCUCAGAGUUAUCCAAGUCUCACGAGUUCAGCCAAUAUUCCAACAACGACGAAUUCUGGGACCACAGCUGGUAUUACGACAUCUGCAAGUAGUGGGCAGGCAGCUACGAGUCCAUCACCAGCCCUCAAUCCUGCCUUCACCAUGAGUCUCACAUCAACGAGUAGCGACAGCGAGCAGGUGUCUCUGGAGGAUUUCCUCGAGAGUUGUCGUGCUCCAACACUUCUUGGGGAUCUCGAGGAUGAUGAGGACAUGGAGGAGGAUAAUGAUGAUGAGGAGAAUGAGGAUGAAUAUGAGGAAGUUGGUAGUACACUCCUUCAAGUGAUGGUAUCAAGGAAUUUGUUAUCAUUCAUGGAUGAGGAGACACUGGAGAAUCGUCUUGUGGCAGCGGGAAAGAGAAAAUCCUGGGAUGAUGAGUAUGUGCUUAAGAGGCAAUUUUCAGCUCUUAUUCCCGCCUUUGAUCCACGUCCAGGACGUACGAAUGUUAAUCAGACAACAGAUCUCGAUAUACCACCACCUGGUUCCGAGAGUCAAUCUCAAUCGGUCGAUGUAACACUAAUUCCGCAACCAUCACUGCAUUUGGUACUCAAGGGACCCAAUUUGACUGGUGUGCCAGAUGUGGAGAUUCCCCUAACAAAUCCCGAUUGGACAAUCUUCAGGGCCGUCCAGGAGCUCAUGCAGAUGACAAAUAUGAUUAAAACGGAGAAAUUACGAAAAAUCUGGGAACCUACUUACACCAUAAUCUACCGUGAAGCCACGAGUAGGGAAGACAAUAAUGGAAGUAGCGGUGAAGGGAGAACAACCCCUGUGGUAUCUGUCUUCAGUUCAGGACGAAGUGGAGGAUCAACCCUUUCGCCAAGCUCACCACUUCCAAUGACACCAUCAACACUCCACUGCUCCGUUGACGAUGUCCUGCAACUUCUGUCACAACUCAAUGCCAUCAAUGGUCAGAUGACGGGAGGUGAUACGGAGGGUAGUAGUAGUAGUAGUACCUCAGCACUCAGUGGUGAUCUAUUUAUGAGCAAGAAAAUCACAAAUAAGCUUGUGCAGCAAAUUCAAGAUCCCCUUGUGCUCAGUAGCAAUAGUUUGCCAUCGUGGUGUGAGGAUCUCAAUCAAUCGUGUCCCUUCCUCUUUCCCUUCGAGACGCGUCAGUUGUACUUCAGCUCAACUGCCUUUGGGGCAUCAAGGAGUAUUGUGUGGCUUCAAUCGCAGCGCGAUGUGACAUUGGAUAGACGUAUACCGGGAUCGAGUCCGCGUCGUGAUGAGCAGCAUGAAUUCCGCGUUGGCCGCCUCAAGCAUGAUCGCGUUAAAGUGCCACGGAGUGAGAAUCUCAUUGAAUGGGCUGUGCAAGUGAUGAAGACGCACUGUACACGAAAAUCCGUGCUAGAGGUAGAAUUUGUCGGGGAAGAGGGUACAGGAUUGGGUCCAACGUUGGAAUUUUAUGCUCUUGUCGCGGCGGAAUUGCAACGAAGUGAUCUGGGGAUGUGGCUGUGUGACGAUGAGGUGGAUUACAAGAGGGAUAACGAAGUGGAGAUUGAUCUGGGUGAGGGUGCAAAGCCAGCGGGGUACUAUGUGAGACGCCCUGCGGGACUUUUCCCGGCACCCUUGCCGCAAGAUUCGGAAAUUUGUGAACGUGUUGCAAAGUACUUUUGGUUUUUGGGUGUCUUCCUUGCCAAAGUCCUACAGGAUGGGCGUAUUGUUGAUCUACCGCUAUCGACACCAUUCCUCCAGUUGCUGUGUCACACAAAGAGCACAAAAUCCCGCAAUAUCUCCGCGGGAUCUGGGCUAAAGUCCAAUGAGGACAUCAUGAUGUCAAGCAUUAUGUCGGAGGAGAGUGAUCGCGAAGCCAUUGAUACGUAUUCCCGUAUGUUGGGAGCACGAUUUCCAGCUUCGUCGUGGUACGAUGGUGUCCUGGGGUGGGAUCAAUUGGCUGAAAUUGAUCCUAUUCGUGCGGAAUUUAUGCAGGAGCUGCAAGAACUUGUGGGGCAAAAGCAGAAUAUUGAGCAGAAUGCAAGCUUAACACCCGAAACCAAAGCCCAAAUGAUUGGGGAAUUGAAGCUCAUUACAAAGUCCAUGGAGGUUAAUCUUGAGGAUUUGGCUCUCACAUUCACCUACCUGCCCAGCUCGAAGGUGUACGGGUUCCCGAGUGCAGAGCUCAUCCCGAAUGGUAGUCAGGUGGAUGUGACGGUGAUGAAUGUGGAGGAGUACUGUGAUCUCACGAUGAAUUUCUGCCUCCAAGAUGGCAUUGCGAAGCAACUUCAGGCCUUCCACGAGGGUUUCAGUCAGGUGUUUCCGCUCAAUAAAUUGGCUGCCUUUACGCCCGAGGAGGCACGCAUUAUGAUAUGCGGUGAACAAAAUCCCGAAUGGACAAGGGAUGAUCUCCUAAAUUACACAGAACCAAAAUUGGGUUACAGCAAAGACAGUCCUGGUUUCUUGCGCUUCGUGAAUGUACUGAUGAGUCUCACGGGACCAGAAAGGAAAGCCUUCUUGCAAUUCACAACCGGAUGCAGCAGCUUACCACCUGGUGGUUUGGCAAAUCUCAUGCCUCGCCUCACAAUUGUCCGGAAAGUGGAUGCUGGCGAGGGAAGCUAUCCGUCUGUCAAUACUUGCGUCCACUACCUCAAGCUACCUGAUUAUCCCACGGAGGAGAUUCUAAAAGAGAGACUCCUGACUGCCACCAAGGAGAAGGGAUUCCAUCUCAACUAAAUGAAAAGAAAAAAUGAAAUGUUGUUUAAUGAAAAUCUCUGUGUGUGCGUGAAAUUUUGUGUUCAACGGCUGCUGGUAUAAUGGCAAAAUCACAAUUAUUGAAGGAUUUUAUUGCAGAGAAAGUGAAAAAGAAAAAUUUCCAUUAAAAAUUUCAACAACAAAAAUUUCUCAAUUUUUUCAAAGUAUCGAGAUUUUGUGAAUGAAAGAAAACAGAUCUUGAAUCAAAUAAUAAUUGAUGCACUAUAAAAGAAUUUGGAUUUUAGGACAAUAUUUAAUCACACAGAGUAAAAGAAAGAAUAUUUUAGAACGAUAGUAGGAUGUAAUUUUAAGUUUUUCCUUCGUCUCUGUUUAACUGAAUAAAAUUUAAAAUAAAAAAUGAAAACAGUGUAUAAUUAGUGUGAUAUUCAAAUAACAAAAAUGAUGUAUUGAGUGAGAGGCAGAUAAAGAUGAGUAAAUAAAAAUUACAAUAAUUUUAAAAAAUUAAGAAAAA
Lutzomyia longipalpis is the source of this 9491-nucleotide messenger RNA. RefSeq names its product E3 ubiquitin-protein ligase Ufd4 (gene Ufd4). The transcript is spliced from 13 exons. Gene Ontology annotation, molecular function: metal ion binding; ubiquitin protein ligase activity; protein binding. NCBI's taxonomy places the organism in Eukaryota, Metazoa, Arthropoda, Insecta, Diptera, Psychodidae. Gene Ontology annotation, cellular component: nuclear speck. The coding region runs from base 638 to 9001 and encodes 2787 amino acids. The record is from RefSeq and is a predicted model, not a curated record. Gene Ontology annotation, biological process: proteasome-mediated ubiquitin-dependent protein catabolic process; anatomical structure development; protein K63-linked ubiquitination.